Rhineura floridana is the source of this 6393-nucleotide messenger RNA. It is a transcript of the gene PNPLA6, whose product is annotated as patatin like phospholipase domain containing 6. Gene Ontology annotation, cellular component: endoplasmic reticulum. The transcript is spliced from 37 exons. The coding region runs from base 1259 to 5503 and encodes 1414 amino acids. Gene Ontology annotation, molecular function: phosphatidylcholine lysophospholipase A1 activity. NCBI's taxonomy places the organism in Eukaryota, Metazoa, Chordata, Lepidosauria, Squamata, Rhineuridae. The record is from RefSeq and is a predicted model, not a curated record. Gene Ontology annotation, biological process: lipid metabolic process.
GAGCGGCGGGGAGGAGGGGUAUGCCCAGCGCCAGGGUUCCACCCUUUAACGUACGAAGUAAUGAAGAGAUGAUAGUAACGCAAAUGAAGAGAGCGUCUCUGAGCAUAUAUGGAAUGCGUGCUUGCGUUUCCCUUUUUCCAAUCAGAAACCACUCAUACAAUAUCUUAUGCUGAAGAAGAAAGGCGGCUGUGAGAAGUGGAACUUAAGCUCCGGCAUCUCAUAUUUUGGAAAUUUUAAGCCUGCAGCAGAGGAAGAGAGGGCGUGGAAGAGUUGGGUAGAAAUGGGGGCGGGUCAAUGUUUGGCAUGAAACAGCAGAGAAUAGCUGAAUGGGGGGAGGAGUUGUCUGGCCCUGGGAUAGAGACAACCCUCCUUCGCAUUGGGAUCCUGGCGUUUCUAUUCGUUUUGCAACCUGCUGUUUAGUAGGCAUUUUUGGCAACGGAGCCUUCCCUCAAGAAAAUUUUGCCCCAAAUGAAAACCUGCCCCAGCUUUCAUCCAGACCUUAGUAUGCCAAUAAAGCAUCUUUAGGGCCAUUCAGGAGCAGAGAUUCAGACUCGCUCCCUGGUCUGUCUGUUUCCUUUGCUGCUGUAAAGAUAUGUCAGGGCUGUACAGAGCACAAAAGCGACCAGGCAGGAGAAGAGGAAGGAGAGCUCCAGGCCUUUACAGGAAUAAAGGGGAUGCCCAGGACAAGGCAGCAUAGCUUGAGGCAAAGGUGUGCCAGGAAAGGCUGUGCUAAUAUAUAUUUUGGUCUGUAUUAAGCAAUCCUCACAGGAGCUCACUGACAUAAGGUGGAGCAGGGAAAGAAGUCAGAUGGGUGGAGCAGAGAGGACAAGAGGAGAGUGGGAAAUCUUGGAGAUGACUGGCCAGAUGAGAGUCAGAAAAGGACAGCUGCUGUUUCUGCCCCCCCCCUUAAGUGCCUGGAGGAGGGGUCCGGCUGACCAAUCCCGAGCUGUUAGUAUAAUUGGUUUGGUGCCAUCCAAUGGGGGGGCAGGUUCAGUGAGGACAUGGGUAAACAACACAAGGGCAGGUAUUUUAAACAGCCUGGGUCACUUGCCACCUGGACCCAUUCCAGCAACGUGCUGUUUCCACCGAGCCAAGCUCAAGGUCAUUUGUUUAUAAUCAAAGAGUAUGGUCUUUAACAGGAAUUGGCUUUUGUGGUAGCAAAAAAAGGCCAAGCAGGUGCCUGGGUGUCCAAGAAGGUCAUAUUGAGGGUUAACGGGUCCUUAAUGGACUGGGCCUGGAAGCAAUAUCAGUAGCCAUCAUGGGGCAAAGUGAAUCAGAGCCACAGGAAGAACAGGAGUACUCUGGCCCUCCCCUUCAGUGCCUGCUGUAUUCUCUUCUGCUGCAGGAUGCAACCCUGACAGCUGUGCUUUCCAGCGUCAAGCUCUUUGUGGAGGAUCAGCUCCAGACCAGCAUGGUGCUGGGUGUUGUGAUAGGAGUCGGGCUUUCCAUGCUGUUUCUUGCUGCCUUGAUCCUGAUGCUGAUACGCCGGUUUCGCCUUCAGAAGGUUCAGACCCAGGAACAACCCAAAUACCGAUUUCGCAAGCGGGACAAAGUGUUGUUCUAUGGACGAAAGAUUAUGCGCAAGGUUUCUCAAUCCACAUCCUCCCUUGUAGACACCACUAUUUCUGCGUCUCGUCCACGCAUGAAGAAGAAGCUUAAGAUGCUGAAUAUUGCCAAAAAGAUCCUGCGUAUCAAGAAAGAGCUGCCAACCCUUCAGCUGAAGGAGCCACCCCCCUCUGUCCUAGAGGCUGAUCUCACAGAGUUUGAUGUGGCCAAUUCUCAUCUCCCCUCUGAGGUGCUCUACAUGCUGAAGAAUGUGCGGGUGCUGGGCCAUUUUGAGAAGCCCUUGUUCCUGGAGCUGUGCAAACACAUGACCUUCCAACAGUGCCAGCAAGGCGAGUACGUCUUCCGCCCAGGUCAGCCUGAUACCAGCAUCUACGUAGUCCAAGAUGGGAAGCUGGAGCUCUUCCUCUCUGAACAGGAUGGGAAAGAGACCCUUGUGAAGGAAGUGUUCCCAGGGGACAGCGUGCACAGUCUUCUCAGCAUCCUGGAUGUCAUCACGGGUCACCAACGGCCGUACCGGACAGUCUCUGCACGAGUGGCUGAGGACUCAACGGUUCUGUGUCUGCCAGUGGAGGCCUUCUUAGCUGUCUUUGAGAAGUACCCUGAGAGCCUUGUCCGGGUAGUACAGAUCAUAAUGGUGCGCCUGCAGAGAGUCACCUUCUUGGCCUUGCACAACUAUCUUGGGCUGACCAAUGAGCUUUUCAGCCAUGAGAUGCAGCCACUGCGACUUUUUCCCCAGUCAGGACACACCUCCCGCACCAGCCCUGUUCAGCACAGUAAACGUGUCAUCAGCGCCUCCUCUGUUGAGGAUGCCAAGGAUAGUCCUGGGCGGCAGACGGAUGCUUCCCCGAGGGACCAAGAUGACCCAUUGAAGCCAGGUUUACCGGAACCACAUCCUGCUCCACUGUUGAGUCGUUGCAUCUCCAUGCCAGUUGACAUCUCAGGGAUCCAGAGGGGCCCCCGCUCAGACUUUGACAUGGCUUACGAACGAGGCCGCAUCUCAGUGUCCCUUCAGGAAGACAGCUCUGUCUCACUGGCUGGCUUUGCCCGGUCAACCUCCCAUGAGCCCCGGGAGCGGAAGUCUGUGACAGUGGAGGAGCAGCCAUCUGGGAUCUACCACUACAACUACUGUGAGGAUGACUCAGCAACAGGCGACUGCCCCUUUGGGCCAUACCAAGGCUGCCAGACCAGUGCCAUCUUUGAGGCUGCCAAGCGGGAGCUAGUCAAGCUCAUGAAGAUCGAGGACUCUGCCUUGCUGAAUAACCGGGUGUUGCUGCAUCAUGCCAAGGCUGGCACAGUGAUUGCCCGCCAAGGAGAUCAAGAUGUCAGCCUGCAUUUUGUUCUGUGGGGCUGCCUGCAUGUUUACCAGAGGAUGAUUGACAAGGCUGAAGAUGUGUGCCUCUUCUUGACGCAGCCUGGCGAGAUGGUGGGCCAACUGGCCGUGCUCACUGGAGAGCCACUGAUCUUCACCAUCAAGGCCAACCGUGACUGCACAUUCCUUAAGAUCUCCAAGUCUGACUUUUAUGAGAUUAUGCGGGAACAGCCAAGUGUGGUCCUGAGUGUAGCUCACACUGUGGCAGCCCGAAUGUCUCCUUUUGUGCGCCAGAUGGACUUUGCUAUCGACUGGAUGGCUGUGGAGGCUGGGCGGGCCCUUUACAGGCAGGGUGACAAGUCAGAUUGCACCUACAUUGUGCUGAAUGGCCGGCUGCGCUCUGUAAUCCAGAAGGGCAAUGGCAAGAAGGAGCUGGUUGGGGAAUAUGGCCGUGGGGACCUCAUUGGAGUGGUAGAAGCCCUGACCCACCAAGCCCGAGCCACUACUGUUCAUGCUGUAAGGGACACAGAGUUGGCCAAGCUCCCAGAAGGGACCCUCAACAACAUCAAACGACGGUAUCCUCAGAUUGUCACCCGCCUUAUCCACCUAUUGAGUCAGAAGAUCCUGGGGAACUUGCAGCAGUUGCGAGGCCCUUUCCCAGGUUCCGGACUGGGCAUAGCCCCCAGCUCAGAGCUGACCAACCCUGCCAGUAACCUCUCAACUGUGGCUGUCCUUCCAGUGUGUGACGAUGUCCCCACGGCAGCCUUCACCCUGGAACUCAAGCACGCCCUGAAUGCCAUUGGCCCAACCCUUCUGCUCACCAGUGACAUCAUCCGGGCUCGUCUUGGGGCCUCAGCACUGGACAGCAUCCAUGAAUAUCGACUGUCUGGAUGGCUAGCCCAGCAAGAGGACAUCCAUCGCAUUGUGCUGUACCAGACUGAUUGCACCUUGACGCCCUGGACUGUGCGCUGCAUCCGCCAAGCUGACUGCAUUCUCAUUGUGGGUCUGGGGGACCAGGAGCCCACCCUGGGCGAGUUAGAGCAGAUGCUGGAGAACACCGCGGUGCGGGCCCUGAAGCAGCUCAUCCUCUUGCACCGUGAAGAUGGCCCCAGUCCUGCCCGCACUGUAGAGUGGCUCAACAUGCGCAGCUGGUGCUCAGGACAUCUACACAUCAAAUGUCCCCGUAGGGUCUUUUCCCGGCGCAACCCUCAUAAGCUGAGAGAGAUGUAUGAGAAGGUCUUUGCGAAGAAUGCCGAUCGCCACAGUGACUUCUCCCGUCUGGCCCGAGUCCUUACAGGCAACACCAUUGCUUUAGUCCUGGGUGGCGGUGGAGCCAGGGGCUGUUCUCACAUUGGGGUGAUCAAGGCCAUGGAGGAAGCCGGUCUCCCUAUCGACUUGAUUGGUGGCACCUCAAUUGGUUCCUUCAUUGGUGCCCUGUAUGCAGAGGAGAGGAGUGCGGUGCGCACGAAGCAGCGGGCCAGGGAGUGGGCCAAAAGCAUGAAUUCGGUGUUUGCCACAGUGCUGGAUCUCACCUACCCAAUUACCUCCAUGUUCUCUGGCUCUGCCUUCAACACCAGCAUUCAUAAGGUGUUCCAGGACAAGCAGAUUGAGGAUCUUUGGCUCCCAUACUUUAAUGUGACAACAGACAUCACAGCCUCUGCCAUGCGAGUCCACAAAGAUGCAGGCAGUGUGUGGCGCUACGUCCGGGCCAGUGCAUCUUACACCCCCUAUUUGCCUCCUAUCUGCGACCCCAAGGACAGUCACUUGCUUGUGGAUGGCUGCUAUGUUAACAAUGUCCCAGGCUCGCUGUGGCGGUAUGUGCGAGCUAGCAUGACCCUUUCCGGGUAUCUCCCGCCACUCUGCAACCCCAAGGAUGGCAAUUUACUGAUGGACGGCGGCUACAUCAACAACCUCCCAGCUGACAUUGCUCGCAACAUGGGUGCCAAGACAGUCAUUGCCAUUGAUGUGGGUAGUCAGGAUGAAACAGAUCUUUGCAACUAUGGGGACAGCCUGUCAGGUUGGUGGUUGCUCUGGAAACGCCUCAACCCCUGGGCUGAGAAGGUCAAGGUGCCUGACAUGGCAGAGAUCCAGUCCCGCCUUGCCUAUGUCUCUUGUGUGCGGCAGCUGGAGGUGGUGAAGAGCAGUUCGUACUGUGAAUACAUUCGCCCUCCCAUUGAUCGCUUCAAAACCAUGGACUUUGGCAAGUUUGAUGAAAUCUAUGAUGUAGGGUACCAGCAUGGAAAAGUGGUGUUUGAUGGUUGGUGCCGUGGUGACAUUAUUGAAAAAAUGGUUAAGGACCGGCAUUCGGCAGACUUCUAUGAGAGCAAACGCAUGGAUGUGCUGAUGUGCCCCAGUGCAGGCUUCACAGACCUGGCUGAGAUCGUGUCUCGCAUUGAGCCAGCCAAGAGCUACCUGUCAGACAGCUAUGCUGAUGGAGAAGAGUCAGACUACUUGACCGAGUAUGAGGAAGAAGGGAUGGAUGCCGUGCGAGAGGAAGAAGGGCAGGAGCUGCUAUUUGCCCCAGCAGAGCAGAAUGCAGUCUUUGAAACAGAUGAGGAAAAGAGCCUACGACACCGCCGAGGGACCCCUCAGGAGCCUCUUGCCCCUCUAGCCACUCCCACACCCUGAGGGAGUUGCUGUUACUGAGCUAGAGAAACUGAGCCUGUGGGACCAAACCUUGCACUCGCCUUGUGAGCGAUGGGUGUGACAACAAGGAGCCCUCCAAAUCACGCACUGUUUAACCUUUUGCUGCCUGGCAGGCAUAGUGGUGAAUCUCCAAGGCCAGGUGUGCCCUUUAAGCUCCUAGUGCAAUGUCAGAAGAUGACCUGCUGGACCUGUCCCUCCCAGCAUGAACUGAAGAAUGUUGUAAAGUGAACGUGGCGAAGAGUUACCUGCCCACCCUAACAAUGCCCAAGUGCUGCUAUGUCACGUGUUGGGAUGAGGCCAGCCCCUCUGGGGUCCUCCAGCUUUUAGGGCUCAUUUGCCAGACAAGCUGCCUUCUUCCUCCAACUUGCAGCUACUUGAAAUGACCCUGAAGCAUGGGGGGGGGGAAGAAGAAGGAACAGCACUUUACAUUACACUCCAUUUUAGAAAGGGGUCAGGGAGAAGAAGUUGCAGAUUCCUCCUGAGUUGGCAUAGUGCCACAAGGGACUGAUUUGGAGUCCUUUCAUCUCCCCUUCCUCAGGCACUGCCCUUUCAGCCCAGCCAGCUGAAGGAGAGAUCUGGCGCCAGGGACCUGACACAAGCCAGCAUGAGGAACCCCCAGCUGCCUCGUUGCUGUCUCCUAUUUUGAGUUUUCCCACUCAAGGCAUUAGCAGUUACUUAAGCACCACCAGUGAAUGGAGUGCAGAAGCAGACAUUGUUCCUAUGUUGGCUAACGUAUUCCUGCUUUGAGCUGAGCUCUGACACUUCUUGGCAUUUAUAUUCCUAACCUGCCUGAAGUUUCCGGCUGUGGCCACACUGACUGUUCUCUAUUUUUUAUUUUAAAAAUGAAACAAAUGAAAAAUCCCUUUUCUUGC